CACUGUGUCAGGAACAUUUAGAAUUUAACUUAUUUAUUUGUUGAAUGAGAGCAAUUCAACAUGGAAAAGCUUUUUGUAUUUCAGAGGUGAUCCACAGUGGUCUUCUGAAGAAUAUUUCAGCUCAGGAACUUAAGUUACAAGAAGCAAUGUUUGAAAUCAUCACUUCUGAGGCUUCAUACCUGAGGAGUUUAGAUAUACUUGUAGAACACUUCAUGAUGUGUCCUGAGUUAAUGAACUCUGCAAACUGUGUCUUGGACCGCAUGGAAAGAGAAUAUCUUUUUUCUGACAUCUUACCUGUGAGGAAUGUUAGUCAGGGGUUGUUGACUGAUUUGGAGAAGAGAUGGAAAGAAAACCUGUAUAUAUCUGACAUUUGUGAUAUACUGUAUGAAUAUGCAUCUUGUCACUUCUCAGUUUAUGUAAAGUAUUGCACCAACCAAAUUUAUCAAGAAAGAACUUUCAAACAAUUAAAGAAGUCAAAACCAGAGUUUGUUCAGUUGUUAAGAAGAUUAGAGGCUGAUCCAGUAUGCCAAAACUUGGACAUGCAUUCAUUUCUUAUUCUGCCAGUACAGCGAAUAACUCGUCUCCCAUUACUAGUGGAUGCAAUUUUCCACAGACUUCCAGAAGACUCACUAAAGUAUGAAUCUUGCAAGCAAACUUUAGCAGUGUUAAAUAAGGUUGUAUCUGAAUGUAAUGAAAGUGCAAGAAAAAUGGAGAGAAUAGAAGAGGUGUUGCAUUUAAGUCGUCAGUUGGAUUUCAAGCUUUGUAAGGGUAUUCCUUUAAUCUCAUCCUCUCGAUGGUUGGUAAAGAAAGGAGAAGUGACUCGAUUGUUGUUUGAGGAUUCACCUAAGUACACUUUUGGUCGAGCUACUCGCUGUAAUAGGACUCCUGUUUAUUUGUUCCUAUUUUCAGACCUACUUAUUGUAACGAAGAGGAGAAGUGAAGAGAGCUACACAGUACUAGAUUACUGCCCCAGAAACAUGGUACAAGUGAUGUUUCUUGAACAAUCUUUUAAUACACAACUUCCUUUCAAUCAAGAAAGCUACAAAAAUGUUUUUCAGUUGAUAAUGUUAAAUAAUCAUGAGGGAAAAACGAUGGAAAUGAUCUUGAGCUGUUCAUUAAAUAGUGAAAGAACUCGCUGGAUGGAAGCUGUUACUCCUUCAACUUCGGAAAACCUGAACGAAAAAAUUUAUGAAGAGUGGGAUUGUCCUCAAGUCCAGUGUAUUGAGAACUACCAGGCUCAACAACCAGAUGAACUGUCCUUGGAAGAAGCUGAUGUUGUGAAUGUGUUUCGAAAGAUGGCUGAUGGAUGGUAUGAGGGAGAACGAAUACGAGAUGGAACAAGAGGAUGGUUCCCAUCAAAAUAUGUUGUAGAAGUUAUCAGCUCCCACAUUCGAGCACGUAAUUUACGGCAGCGCUACAGAUUACUGGUGUUGACACACUCUCUUGUAGAAGAGCAACUAAAGAGUCAACAGAAGAAGAAAAGUAAUAGAUGAUAUUGACAGGUAGUCACAUGAAAGAUGGUAAUCUUACUUUUUCCAGGCUGUGAUGCAUAUCAAACAAAUCACAUAUAAAAUCUGGAAACUGAAUAAGCAGUUGAUUUUCCACACUUUAAAUGAAAGCAUUUUUUGAGAAAAAAAGGAACUGUUCCAUGUAAGGAUUUGCUUAUGUGACUGCUUAGCGUAUUUAUAAUGCGACAUUAAACAUACCUUAAGUUUAUAAAAUCCAUCUGUUAAUUUUCCUGUCUUUUCUGUGUGUGAGUAGGUUAGUCCAUUGAUCAACAAAAAUCUAGUCGUAGUUCUUGACAUGGAGUAAAAAGGUAUUUUAUGUGAAACAUGAACACAUUAAACUUGUAAUACAAGCAUAAGAAUAUUAAGUUCAAUUCAGUAAGCUAGUUAACUAGCAUUAAAAUCACUAAGAAAAAAAUAAUAAUUUGAAAAUCAUUAAUAAUGCUUCUAUGAUAGAACAACAGAUCAGGUUGGGAGCAAUGCAUUAUGUGAUCAAUUGGCUACUGUUUGUUGUGCCACAUAAAUUUUCUUCAAGAAAAAUAUUAUUCAUAUUUUAGUGUUGGUGUUUGAGUUGAAACUCCAGCAAAUAAUCAGUGAAACUUUUCUCCAUCUUAAUUUUGACUUUAUUUUAUAAUAAUUUCCAUCUUUUUCAUGUUAAUAAAAAUCAUAAAAGAUAUUUUUUUGUAAAUUAAGAUUGAAAAGAAGUUGUAGUACAGAUUUUCAUUUCUUUAUUUUAAGUCAAAAUACUUUACCCAAGGCUAUAUAUACAUAACAGAAACUUUUUAAAUGUA
Limulus polyphemus (Atlantic horseshoe crab) is the source of this 2296-nucleotide messenger RNA. Its product is annotated as rho guanine nucleotide exchange factor 26-like. The record is from RefSeq and is a predicted model, not a curated record. The transcript has 10 exons. The coding region runs from base 45 to 1493 and encodes 482 amino acids. Lineage: Eukaryota; Metazoa; Arthropoda; Merostomata; Xiphosura; Limulidae. Gene Ontology annotation, molecular function: protein binding; guanyl-nucleotide exchange factor activity. Gene Ontology annotation, biological process: activation of GTPase activity.